Messenger RNA from Ixodes scapularis (black-legged tick), 2490 nucleotides. It is a transcript of the gene rogdi, whose product is annotated as protein rogdi. The transcript has 11 exons. Bases 14 to 886 code for a protein of 290 amino acids. The record is from RefSeq and is a predicted model, not a curated record. Gene Ontology annotation, cellular component: RAVE complex. NCBI's taxonomy places the organism in Eukaryota, Metazoa, Arthropoda, Arachnida, Ixodida, Ixodidae.
CCAUCAUUUUACAAUGGCGGAAGCAGACGUCGACGAGAUUGAAGCGCUUCACGCGGAGUUUGAAUGGCUUCUGCAAGAGGAAGUGAAUAUUGUCUUGGAGCAGCUACAGGGAGUCAUCAUGGAGUGCUCAAAGCGGUUUCCCGUCUCCAUUCCCGACGUGGACGCUCCGGUCAAGUCCGAAAAGUUCUUCAUGACCAGUACGAGUUCGACAUCCUCCUCGGAUCAAAUAAAGGUGGUCGUGACUUUAACCGGCGACAACAUCAGUCAUGCGGACAUUACUUUGCGCAUUCCAAAGCAUGCUAUGCCCAAUUUGAGAACGAUAGUGCAGAAUGACUGCCAGUGGAAACUGCAGCAGGUGCAGGAUGCUGGAAACAACCUUUUACAAGCCCUAAGCCUACUCACGCCUCCUCCUCUCAAGACAAGGUUUGAGUUCAAGUCUGCAGAGGAAGUUACUCAGCUGAUGACCACCAUCAUGGGGUGCCUGCAGAGAGGCAGGGCCAGCCUCAUCAUUCCCAAGAAGCGGACCAUUGAGGAGAUCCUCGGAAGCAGGAACAUGAAUUCAUCAGCUGCCUUGCAUACCGGCACAGCCAUACCAGCACGUAGCAGCAGGACACCAUUAAUGUUGCAGCAGAAAUCUUUACAGCCCCCACUGCCGAGCGACAUAGCUGCCAGCUUCUACGUCCAGUCGCACAAGCUCGUUUUUGCCGUCUACCACAUUCACAAGGACUCGCACGGACAGCCCAAGUUCGACGUCUUUCAUGCUGAGGCGUCGGUACCGUGGCUGAGCGAAGUGCUCGUCCUCUUCACCAUAGCAUUGCAGCUCUGCCAGCAGCUAAAAGACAAGGUUGGAGUGUUCUACCAGUUCCGAGACUUCCAGAUCCCGUAAACUAGUCACGACAUCCACAUCCACCGCACUGCAGCAAAGGACAGGCAACAAAGGGGUUGAAGAAGCGCACGACAGACAUUACCGUGCGACGCGACAUCUAUGAAUAUACUUAAAACGCCUCGCUUGACACGCAUGUUAGUGAUUGUAUCUGGCAAGCGAACAUUUGGUUUUCAUUGCCCUAAACUCUGCAGAAGACGAAACAAAAAGAAAGGAAGGAAGGAAGGUCCGCGAGGCUCCGACGCGGCCGACAGAUGAUUGCGCGACCCAUUGCACUUUUGCCUCUUCAAACCUCUCCUACCCGAGAGCUUUUUUUGGAAAGGUCACAUUUGGGGGUGUCAUGAAGAGAAACGAGAGUUUGUGUUACGCAGGUUCGACUAGCGGACGCCAGGUGGCAUAUCAACGUACCGGCUACACUAAUAAUUUUAAGAGCAAUAAUCUCAUUUAGGUUGGCAGCUGUCGGGGCACGCACGAUUUUUCAACUUGCCAGUAGCAAGGGCGCCGAACCGGUGUCUUAUAGGAGGCGUGCGUCGUGAUAACGUCGCGCUUACACACUAAGUCAGACAGUUUUUCUAGUUUGAGUCAUGUGAUAUUAAUUUACUCACCCGCGAGGCUAUGCAACUCUCGGGAACUUUGAGCUAGGUUAACAUGUGCUUGUCUUAAAGGAAGGAAUACUCAAAUCCGUCGAUCGGGAAUAGUCAAAACGGCGGAGAGGACCUUGCGAAAGAUUGAGACGUUCGAUCGACGCUGUACAGGUGGUAUUCACUGGACGCCGUAUUUGAGGUGACUGCCCACAGUACAUGCUUGGGAGGAGUUUCCCGUCAGAAGGAAAAACUCUCUUCUCACUGGGACUCUCUUUUGUGUGUCCCCGACUUCCCCAGACGUUGCUAAUCUCCCUCUAGCAGCUUUCCCCUCUCUCUCCGUUCUCUGGAGGUGCGAAAGCAGCAGCGAGCUCAGCUAUGGUUGCCAAUGAAUACCACCUUUAGGUUUAGAACUAGCUGCAGCACAAACUUCGUAGAAACGUGAAGCACUACUAGUAGCACCGUACCUCUAAAUCUUGCUCGGAGCGGAAGUCUUUCGUCCUAAAGCGUCGAUAUAAGUGUCCUUUUUCUGUGAACAAUCAAAUGAAAUUGGAUACAAUUUCACUGACAGAACAAGAAGGGCAGGGCGUGUCUUUCGAACAGCCAAUCCCAAGCAUGCGCCCCAUGCCUUCCGCCGUGCUUUGGCAGACAUCGAAGCACCGUCGGAAGCUCGCGCUGGUGGUGGAACAAAUGCUGCUCCCUGCCCUUCUCAUUUUGUCAGUGACCAUAGCGGCGGUUAGCUGGCCAGCGAUUGCGGGAUAGUUUAUUGAAAAACUUGCUCAUUUCACUCCGAAAGCCAGCAGAUCGAUUCCUUUUUUAGCCGUACUGUGACGCCCAAACUCGGUAUAUUCCUCGAUUGCAUGUGUUCGGAAGUUCGGAGGCGUCAGCUGUUGUACUUAGAGCUUUGUUGACACCACUUUUACAUUUGAGUGCCAUUUUUGUUAUUUGUACAGAGCUGUUGUUUUGUAGAAAAGAAGCCCUCCCAAUAAUAAUAAUAAAAAAUUACCCCGAUUGUUUCCCCGCCAA